Erythranthe guttata (spotted monkey flower) is the source of this 1502-nucleotide messenger RNA. NCBI's taxonomy places the organism in Eukaryota, Viridiplantae, Streptophyta, Magnoliopsida, Lamiales, Phrymaceae. The record is from RefSeq and is a predicted model, not a curated record.
UUAAGAUCAUAAAAUCGAAACCAAAUUUUUUUAUUGAAAUGAAAAGCGGUGGGUGCACGAUUAUGUGAUAUUAAUUGCGACCGAAUAUUGAUUUUCAUGCGAGAUUAAAUGGCUUGAUUGGUUACUGCAAGAAAGCCAUAUUCCUCCUAUUCCCCAUAAAUUAGCUAAGCACAAACUUUCUGCAUAUUUAGACAGCAGCCACCAUGACUAGCAGAGGAGUCAUGACAUGCAGAGCUGCUGUUGUAAGGAAAUGUCGGGAGGCGCUUGAAGUGGAAGAGAUUGAAGUUGAUCCACCUAAAUCAUCUGAAGUUCGGAUUAAGAUGCUUUGUGCCAGUAUUUGCCACACCGACAUCCUUUGUUGGCAAGGCGUCCCCCUUGUACUAAGCACUAUGAAUACUUUGAUUACUAGUCCUAUGUUCCCUCGGAUUCCUGGACAUGAAGGAGUUGGUGUAAUCGAGAGCGUGGGCGAAAACGUGACGAAUCUGAAGGUAGGAGAUACCGUAAUGCCACUCUAUCUCGGAGAAUGUGGAGAAUGCUCAAACUGCAUUUCGGGAAUAACAAAUUUGUGCCACAAAUACCCCUUCAAUUUCAACGGCCUAAUGGCCGAUGGCACAUCAAGAAUGUCCGUUAAAGGGGAAAGAUUAUACCACCAUUUCAGCUGCUCAACUUGGUCAGAGUAUGCCGUAAUAGACGCAAACUAUGCAGUGAAAGUUGAUCCGAGAAUCUCACUUCCCCAUGCUAGUUUUCUUUGCUGCGGUUUCACUACAGGCUUUGGAUCAACCUCGAGAGUAGUCAAUAUUCACAAGGGCUCAACUGUUGCUGUCAUUGGCCUCGGUGCUGUUGGACUUGGCGCUGUAAAGGGAGCUCAGAUGCUAGGGGCCUCGAAAAUAAUAGGAAUAGAUAUAAAUGAGAAGAAGCAUGACAAGGCAAGAUUUUUCGGUAUUACGGAAUUCAUAAAUCCAGAAGUUUCUGGUAAAUCUGUAUCGGAAUUGAUCAAAGAAGCCACCGGAGAGUUAGGCGUUGACUACUGUUUCGAGUGCACUGGCGUACCAGCACUACUCAACGAAGCCAUAGAGGGCUCGAAAGUGGGAACUGGAACAGUGGUGUUUAUUGGUGCAGGGGUUGAGAAAAGUGGAGAGCUGAAUUAUAUUCCACUCUUGUGUGGUAGAACAGUCAAAGGUUCAAUCUAUGGUGGUGUAAGAACUCACACAGAUCUUCCUUCAAUUGUUGACAAAUGUGUUAACAAGGAAAUUGAUCUUGAUCAGCUGAUAACUCAUGAGAUUUCACUUGCUGAGAUUAACAAGGGGUUUCAGUACAUGAAGGAUCCCAACUGUAUUAAGGUUGUCAUCAAGUUUUAACCCGAAUUCUGAUUGGUCAGCAAUAAUUAUGUACUUGAAUUAAAAUGAAUAAAUAAAUCAAUCUAUAUAUAUAAUAAAUUUCAUAGUCAUUGAUCAACAAAUAAUGAAAAUAGUAUUUGAUAUAAUAAAUCACCCUUUUUACAG